AUGCGCGCAUGUUCACUGGCAUCUCAUCUACUUCUGAGUGUUCAGCCGGUCCAUGUACCAUUAGAGCAGCGGAUUCCCCUCUACAUCUUUGCAGCUGAUACUGUCGUAGAGCCUUGCUUUGCUAGAAUCGAAUACGGACUUUACAAGUGGGACCUUGCAUAUGUGGAGGACAUUGAUGAUGCAAUCAUCUGGGCUGUUCCCCGCAUUUCUUAUUCGCGAAAGCGGCCAUCGCGUCCAGCAGCACAACUUUUUGACCACGUGAAGGCUGUGGAAGUGUUUGGCGCUGAAUCUGUCAAGAAAAGGAAACCCGUUGCUGGCACGCAAGAGUUCAGCUUUCACAACAACCGAGAUCUCGUCGUUUAUGCAUUGCCGCUGGAUCUCGCCGAUAGCGCUCAACCGUCUCAUUCACAAAACAGAGAAUUAUCUGGCACAGAAGGGGUCAUACGAAGCGUCAGAGAGGACUGCGCUGAAGUGGCAUUCGGUCAGGACAAUAUUCAAGCAGCUACGGUGCUGUUACGCAGCCUCAAGAGGUUUUUCCACUCAGGUGAUAGCGUGCGGGUUGUGCGAGGUAAUUACCGCAGAGUUAAAGGAUUCGUUUUGACAAACGAGACUGACAAGGAUGAGCUGCGGUUACUCGAUCAUAAAAAGAAUCACGAGAUUGUCGUGAGACCUCGCGAUGUCAUCAAGCACGAGCUGGAACUGCAGUUCUUCACUGCACCAGAAGAGCGAGUGGCAUCACACAGCAGCAGUCACGAACAUGAAUUGCAUGAACAUGAAUCAUCAACAAGCUCGCGCUCCCUGUCCGAGAUACACAGAAAGUACAUCAUGGAACAUGUGACGAUCAUCCACGGCGAGUACAAAGGCUGGAAGAGAUACCUAACGAAUAUCUGGAAUGACCAUUAUCAAGUCGUGCUGGAUGCUCCUCACGGUGUUGUAUUAUGGUGCCCCAUAGAAGAGGUUGGCCUGACAAGGUGCGUCAUAUGA
This is a messenger RNA of Laetiporus sulphureus 93-53, 984 nucleotides long. RefSeq lists its product as uncharacterized. Bases 1 to 984 code for a protein of 327 amino acids. The transcript is spliced from 4 exons. Lineage: Eukaryota; Fungi; Basidiomycota; Agaricomycetes; Polyporales; Laetiporaceae. The record is from RefSeq and is a predicted model, not a curated record.